This is a messenger RNA of Chaetomium globosum CBS 148.51, 330 nucleotides long. RefSeq lists its product as uncharacterized. Gene Ontology annotation, biological process: mRNA splicing, via spliceosome. NCBI's taxonomy places the organism in Eukaryota, Fungi, Ascomycota, Sordariomycetes, Sordariales, Chaetomiaceae. The transcript is spliced from 3 exons. The record is from RefSeq and is a predicted model, not a curated record. Gene Ontology annotation, cellular component: U2 snRNP; catalytic step 2 spliceosome; precatalytic spliceosome. Bases 1 to 330 code for a protein of 109 amino acids.
AUGUCCCGCCAUCACCCCGACCUGGUAAUGUGCCGCAAGCAGUCCGGGAUCGCGAUCGGGCGGCUCUGCGACAAGUGCGACGGCAAGUGCCCCGUGUGCGACUCGUACGUGCGGCCGACGACGCUGGUGCGCAUCUGCGACGAGUGCAGCUUCGGCAACUACCAGAACAAGUGCGUCGUGUGCGGCGGCGAGGGCAUCUCGGACGCCUUCUACUGCUUCGAGUGCACCCGCCUCGAGAAGGACCGCGACGGGUGUCCCAAGAUUAUCAAUCUAGGUAGUUCGAGGACCGAUCUGUUCUACCAAAAGAAAACGAAUCGGACAGGGUUUUAG